UUAUCAGCAGUACUUAUUUUGAAAUUUGAACUAUCACAAGUGCGUUUAAGAUACAUUUAUUGUAUUAUAAUUAUGAAUGUGGACGUAAACAAGAUGAAUUCCACAUCAAUCCAUAUGCUAUUUCAGUUGAUGUUAACGCUGCUGUGUUUAAAAACAUAUUAUUGCAUUAACUGUUACCAGUGUGCCAAUGUUAGAAACAUAACGGAUUGUCAGUAUUCAGCUUCUUGUCAGCAGGAUCAUUAUUGCUUCACUGAUACGUCAGGUGUUGGAGAUGAGACAAGAUUUACUCUAGGAUGCCGGUCAAAACAGGCAUGUCGCCAAACAUUGACAACUACUGCGUCAUCUCUGUCAAUCAUAGGUCGAUCAGUAUCUAAUAAUCUUGAAUGUAGCCAAUGUUGCGCAGUAGAUGUGUGUAAUCAACACCUUUGUACAACUGGGACCCAUGCUGUAGACAGCAGUUCUUGUGAAGACGACCCCUCUUACAACUGUGCACAAAUAAGCUCUAUUUUUAGCAUUUGUACAGAUACACAUCAUGCUAAACUUGUUUGUAGAAAAUUCUGUGGUCUCUGUGAUAUGGUUCCCGGAAAUUGGUCGUUAUGGAGUAGUUGGACAUCAUGUGGUGUUACUUGUGGAGCGAGCACAAAAACAAGAACAAGAGCCUGUGAUAACCCACCACCUAAAAACGGAGGACUGCCAUGUACUGGCCCUAUGGUGGAACACAAGUCCUGUGAUCUAAAUUCAUGUCCAGUGAAUGGCGGUUGGAGCAUAUGGAAUUCAUGGGGAAGCUGUAGUGUAACAUGCGGGAUCGGCCUUGAAAGGAGAGAUCGGUUUUGCUCUAAUCCUUAUCCAGGUCCAGGAGGUAUGUCUUGCACUGGCGAUGCAAGGGAUGAUCGUGCCUGUUUUCUAAAGUCAUGUGCCGAUGGUUUAUGGUCGUCAUGGUCAACAUGGAGUUCAUGUUCUGCAUCGUGUUUAGGUGGGAUUUCAAACAGAAGAAGAUUUUGUAACAAUCCGACACCAUCCCCUUUUGGUCAUGACUGCGUUGGAAAUGACCAGGAGACAAAGGCCUGCAACUCAUUUGCAUGCCCAGCUGUAAAUGGACAUUGGUCAGUGUGGUCAACAUGGUCGUCUUGUUCUGCCACAUGUGAUGGUGGAACUAAAGUGAGAACAAGACAAUGCAACAAUCCUGCACCAUCUGGGAAUGGGAGAGUAUGUAUAGGGAACUCUGAAGACAAGAAUAUUUGUAACACUGGAAGUUGUCCAGCUGUUAAUGGACACUGGGCGUCAUGGACAACAUGGGGAUCUUGUACGAUGACUUGCGGCGGAGGGACAAAGACACGCACUAGGACAUGCACAAAUCCAUCUCCGACUGUUAAUGGCCAAGUCUGUAUUGGUAAUUCACUUGACAGGGAUAUUUGCAACACAAGAGGCUGUCCAAAUUGGUCAUCAUGGUCUACCUGGGGACAAUGCUCAGAACCAUGUGAUGCUGGAAUUAGAGAAAGGACAAGGACAUGUGUAUCUAAUAUGGGAUGUAUUGGAAAUUCUAAAGAUUUGGAAUUGUGUAAUACUCAAAGUUGCGGGGUUGAAGUUCGACUAGUGGACGGUCAACACCGAUACGAAGGAAGAGUAGAAAUAUUUCAUAAUGGUAAAUGGGGCACGGUGUGUGAUGAUAAAUUUACUGAGCUUGCAGCAACUGUUGUUUGUAGGAUGUUGAAAUAUCCAUGGACAGUACCUAGAGUAUUCCCUCCUAAUCAUUUCAAACAGGGAACACUCCCGAUUAUGUUAGAUAAUGUUGUUUGCUCAGGUUCCGAAAACAGUUUAAUCCAAUGUCAACAUAACUCAUGGGGCGUAAAUGAUUGUUCACAUAGCGAAGAUGUGGGCAUAUCUUGUAUAUCAGCUCUUCAAGUUCGUCUAAGAGGAGGUAUUCACUCAGGUCGUGUGGAAAUAUCAUUAGAUGGGUCUAACUGGGGAACAGUCUGUGAUGACUCAUUUUCAGUCGCUUCUGCAAAAGUUGUUUGUAACAUGCUUGGAUUUCCUUCUUCAAAUGCAAGAGUUGAUACCGGUGUAACUCCAGGCAGUGGGCGCAUUUAUUUAGAUGAUGUGUCUUGUACCGGUGAUGAAGCCAGCAUUACGUUUUGUAAACAUACGUAUUGGGGUAAACAUGACUGUGACCAUAACGAAGACGUCGGAGUCAUUUGUUCCUAAUGGAUUUAAAAUCUUCGUGACAGCAGGAAAUUAAACAUGUUUAUUUUACAA
This is a messenger RNA of Ruditapes philippinarum (Manila clam), 2253 nucleotides long. RefSeq names its product coadhesin-like. The transcript has 16 exons. The record is from RefSeq and is a predicted model, not a curated record. Lineage: Eukaryota; Metazoa; Mollusca; Bivalvia; Venerida; Veneridae. Gene Ontology annotation, cellular component: membrane. The coding region runs from base 73 to 2202 and encodes 709 amino acids.